Messenger RNA from Teleopsis dalmanni, 707 nucleotides. RefSeq names its product double-stranded RNA-specific editase Adar-like. The record is from RefSeq and is a predicted model, not a curated record. Lineage: Eukaryota; Metazoa; Arthropoda; Insecta; Diptera; Diopsidae. Gene Ontology annotation, cellular component: cytoplasm; nucleolus. Gene Ontology annotation, biological process: adenosine to inosine editing; RNA processing. Gene Ontology annotation, molecular function: tRNA-specific adenosine deaminase activity; double-stranded RNA binding; double-stranded RNA adenosine deaminase activity.
AUGCCAGAGUUGGGCUCACCGUUGACGGUCAGAAAAAAGUGCCUGACAAAGGACCUGUUAUGCUAUUGUAUGAACUCUUUAAUGACGUUCACUUUGACUGUUCGACAAUUGAUGGUGCGCAAAAUAAUUGUCGGUUUAAAAUGACUGUGACAGUAAAUAACAGUAAAUUCGAUGGCACAGGACCAUCAAAGAAAUUGGCAAAAAAUGCUGCUGCUAAGGCUGCAUUAGCUUCGCUGUGCGAUAUUUCAUAUAGUCCAAUGAUGCAUCCACAGAAAAAUGCACCAUUGCCCAUAGAUGAUAAAACAUCAUCCAUGGAAUUACCACAGAUACAUGCUGACACUAUUGGACGUUUGGUGCUAGAAAAGUUUAUGGAAGUUAUUAAAGGUCAAGAAUCAUAUUCACGUCGCAAAGUGCUGGCAGGCAUUGUAAUGACAGAAAAUUUAAAUUUCAAUGAAGCCAAAGUCAUAUCUGUUUCCACUGGCACGAAAUGUGUUAGUGGAGAACACAUGAGUGUAUCCGGUGCUGUACUCAAUGACUCACAUGCUGAAAUCGUAUCACGUCGGUGCUUGAUGAAAUAUCUCUACGCUCAAUUGGAACUUCAGUGCACUCAGAAAAAGCGCGUGGACAACUUCGAACCAAAAUAGAGUCGGGAGAAGGCACAAUACCUGUAAAGAGCAGUGAUGGCAUACAAACAUGGGAUGGUGUUU